Messenger RNA from Talpa occidentalis (Iberian mole), 2676 nucleotides. RefSeq names its product membrane bound O-acyltransferase domain containing 1 (gene MBOAT1). Gene Ontology annotation, cellular component: membrane. The coding region runs from base 167 to 1645 and encodes 492 amino acids. Gene Ontology annotation, biological process: lipid modification. Gene Ontology annotation, molecular function: acyltransferase activity. The transcript has 13 exons. Lineage: Eukaryota; Metazoa; Chordata; Mammalia; Eulipotyphla; Talpidae. The record is from RefSeq and is a predicted model, not a curated record.
GUUUGCGCCCGGGGAGUUUGCGCCGGUUCGCGUCCCGGGCCUCGCUGCCGGGUGCUCUGAGCCGGGCGGCCGCAGGCCCCUUGGGUGCAGCCACCCACGGGCGCUCGGGGGCGAGGACGCCGAGCAGGGGAGCGCAGGCCGGGGCUGCGCCUCCUGAAGAUGCAGGAUGGCAGCAGAGCCGCCGUCCAGCCCCUCCUACCGAACCACCGGCUCCACCUGCCUGCACCCGCUCAGCGAGCUCCUGGGCAUCCCGCUGGAUCAGGUGAAUUUUGUGGCAUGCCAGCUGUUUGCUCUGUUUGCUGCGUUCUGGUUUCGCCUUUACUUAAACCCUGCUAAAACCAGUCCUGAUGUUCGCCAUGCUUUUGCUACCAUUUUUGGCAUCUACUUUGUCAUCUUUUGUUUUGGCUGGUACUCCAUACAUCUCUUUGUGCUGGUGUUGAUGUGCUACGGAGUCCUGGUCACCGCAAGUGUAUCCACUAUUCAUAGAUACUCCUUUUUUGUAGCAAUAGGAUACCUUACGAUGUGCCACAUCAGUCGGAUAUACAUCUUCCACUAUGGAAUUCUCACUACAGAUUUUUCUGGGCCUCUGAUGAUUGUCACUCAGAAGAUCACAACCUUGGCUUUCCAAGUUCACGACGGAUUAGGUCGAAGAGCAGAAGACCUCUCGGCUGAGCAACAUCGACUUGCUAUAAAAGUAAAACCUUCUUUUUUGGAAUACUUAAGCUACCUUCUCAACUUCAUGAGUGUCAUUGCUGGCCCUUGUAACAAUUUCAAGGACUAUGUUGCCUUCAUUGAGGGGAGACACACACACAUGAAAUUGCUGGAAGUGAAUUCGAAGCUAAAAGGUGUCCACAACCUGCCAGAGCCUUCUCCCACGGGAGCUGUGAUAUCCAAGCUGGGCAUGACCUUGGUGUCCCUCCUUCUAUUUUUGACACUCACGAAGGCCUUUCCUGUCACCUUCCUGGGGGAUGAUCGGUUUGUUCAUAAAGCAAACUUCCUGACUCGACUCUGCUACUUGUACAUGGUCAUGCAAGCCUCAAAGCCCAAGUAUUACUUUGCCUGGACAUUAGCUGAUGCAGUGAAUAAUGCAGCUGGCUUUGGGUUCAGCGGCGUGGAUAAGAAUGGAAAUUUCUGUUGGGAUCUGCUUUCUAACCUAAACAUCUGGAAAAUUGAGACUGCCACAAGUUUCAAAAUGUACUUAGAAAACUGGAAUAUUCAGACAGCUACUUGGCUAAAGCGAGUGUGCUACGAGCGGGUUCCCUGGUACCCCACGGUGCUGACCUUCAUCCUGUCUGCCUUGUGGCAUGGUGUCUACCCUGGAUACUACUUUACCUUCUUAACUGGAAUCCUCGUCACACUAGCAGCCAGGACGGUGAGGAACAACUACAGACACUACUUCCUGUCUUCCAAAGCCCUCAAGGUGGUUUAUGACGUGGCUACCUGGGCCGCCACGCAGCUGGCUGUCUCUUACACAGUCGCACCCUUUGUCAUGUUGGCUGUGGAACCAACCAUCAGUUUGUACAAGUCCAUGUACUUUUAUCUACACAUCCUAUGUCUCCUGAUAAUACUACUUCUGCCAAUCAAGCCACAAGCUCGAGCUGAAAUUCAGAGGCCUCUGAACUCUGUUAAGAAAAAAGCAGAUUGACUGGCACCUCCCGGCGAGGCUGAACGUGGACAAUUGCGAGACGUUGAAGACAUGAAAGGCUCGAGGGUCUCUCGUGAUGUCGAGCCAAUGUUUACAUGCAUCUUUUCUUCUUCUUUAAGUCAGGGAGUAUUUUUACAAAGCCUUUCUGCCCCUUCAUGGCCAUGUCCAGCUGCUUGAAUAUUUUCUAGGACAUCGCGUGGCACGGAGGCGUCUGAAGAAUGUGUGGGAGCAGCGGACAGUCCACGCCGGCUGCUUCUCUCGCCCCUUCACCCGGGGCUUCCAGCCACAGAGAUCCUGAUGCCGCCCCAGCAGCUAGAAAGCAAAGCUGACACAGCCUGUCUUCCAGAACAUUCCCUGAAAUGGCUGUCCCUCAGGCAGCCCCAGAUCCUGGACCUGUGAUACGAGUGUUUUCAACGCAGUAACUGCGCUCGGAAGAGUGGAGGCGAGGGAUCGCCCCGGAGGAUUGUUGGGGUGCGGAAAACCACAGCCAGCAGGAUCCGCCGUGCACACCUGGAUGGGCUGGAAGUCGGGCUUGCCCCCAACAGGGGUACAGCCGCCCCUUUCUGCCCGUUUGCCUUGUGAACUGAGCCAGACCAGAAGCCAGAGAGCCUCCUGCACACGAGGACCGGCGUCGGGGGGUGGGGUGGGGGGCAGAGGUUCAACCCUCCAGACCCCUGCCAUGUCACACGUGCCACCUGCUGCCCGGAUGCCCCAGCCUCCGGAGGUGACAGAAUGUCUCCAAGAAACACUCUUUUAGAAAAGGGAGAGCUGUCCUGAAGGUUGGUAAGUGGGCGCUCUCUUCCCCCCGAUUUCCUGAGGCUGAGGUCACGGCCAUGACGUGCGGGGCAGGUGCUCACAGCUGGGUCAAGCCGACUCCUGGUGACCUUCCUGGACGGGGCUCCCUGUGGGGCUUGCACCGGGUGGUCUGUGGGAGAAGGAACACGGGGUUCCUGUCCUGGAAAGCAGCCAUGACGACAAUAAAGUACCCGCCAUGGCGGCGAGCGCCCCAUCACCUGGCGGGGGAGAGUUUG